AUGCUGACCACCGCCUGCGCGCGCGACGGCGUCGACGCGCGCCUGGCGCAGCUGCGGGAGUGGGGCUCGGAGUCUGAUGAAACCGGCGACCUCGACAUAGUGUGGGACGGCUGCACGGACGCGCCGAGCAGGCCGAGCAGCAGCAGCGGCGCGGGGCGCGUCCCCCGCAGCAACGAAGGCGGGCUGAGUGCGCGUUUGGGCGCGUCAGCCAUCGGCGGCACGCUGCCGUCGUCACAGCAGGAGGUGCAGCAGCAGCGGGCGAGCGGCGACUCGGGGCACGCGCCGCGGCUUGGGGCGCCAGGCCGCCAGGCGGCGCCGAUGGUUCUGAACCUUGAGGACCCUGCCUGCAGCAGUGAGGAGGUGCUUGAGCUGGAGCUGGGACGCCUUGGGCUGGUGCAAUUGCGUGCGCUGCAUGACGGGCUGGCGGCAGUGGCGGGGCUGACGGUGUAA
Messenger RNA from Monoraphidium neglectum, 450 nucleotides. RefSeq lists its product as hypothetical. The record is from RefSeq and is a predicted model, not a curated record. Bases 1 to 450 code for a protein of 149 amino acids. The transcript has a single exon. Lineage: Eukaryota; Viridiplantae; Chlorophyta; Chlorophyceae; Sphaeropleales; Selenastraceae.